AUGCGCAUUGCAACACAGCUGCUGAUUCAGUGGCUCUUCUUUGAAACAGUACGACACACUUAUGCACUCGAAGUACUAUCUCGUGGCACAAAAUAUGGUGGAAAUCCAGCACACGAUGUAGUUUCAAUGAGGAGUAGGCUCGAUGAAAUGACUAGAGAUGACUUUAUUUGGAGGCCUUAUCAAGACAUAGCACUUAAUGCUAUAGAGGAGGACACUCAUUGUUGGUCUGCAACCACGUACCUAAUAUGUUUUGAAAUUUUGGAGUACCACCAAACCGACCGAGUUAAACUCCAGUUUGGAAUCAAACAAACUAGAUUGCGCCCAGCAGAAAACAUGUCAAAAUAUCACAAGCAAACUAGGCGUGGAGGAGCAAAAGAUAGAUGGGAUGUUGAAUAUGAAAGUUUUAUCGACGAUUGGAAUAAUCGUCACACUAAGGUGAUAACUGGCACACAUGCAAAUAAACUUCCAAAUUCUUAUUUUGAGUGGUAUUAUAAUACCUUCAAUCCGUUCUUCUUCAAACCCCCACCCACACUAAACAAUCCAUCUACCUCAACCCGUGAAUUUACCCCUGACCCUGACCAAACACCCAUGCAAACCACAACACAAAAUCAAUCAGCUCCAUACCUAGAUUAUACCCCUCCCCAAUUCCCAAUCUAUGACCAUCAAACCUACAUCUCACCACCAACAACAAAUUUCUACGACCAACAAAACUUCUACCCAUCUAAUGACCCAAAUUUCCACACACCAGCCCAACAAAAUUUCUACACACCGGCCCAACAAAAUUUCCCCAACAACCUAUUCACUUCACCCCAACACAAUACCUACGACACUCAAAACUCUGUGGGUUCGUCAUGGAUUAAUGAGUUGAUUACUCUUGAUGAUCCUAAUAAUCCUAAUAUUUUUGACAACCUUUCUGGUGUGCCAUUUACCUCCUUGUUCAACGACACAUCUACAUCAAACUUUUUCAAUGCCUCAAUUUCGAGUAAUCCUACUGCAUCUUUUCAGUAUCAACAAGACGAUGUGGAACAACAUCAAGGAGAACUUCGAAGAGGUGAUCGUGUUCGUCAUGCUCCUACAUGUGGUACUGGAGGUCAUUUAGGUGACGAUGACGUUGGUGGUGGUGGUGGUCGUGGUCGUGGUCGUGCUCGUGGUCGUGAUAAUUAG
Trifolium pratense (red clover) is the source of this 1164-nucleotide messenger RNA. RefSeq lists its product as uncharacterized. The record is from RefSeq and is a predicted model, not a curated record. The transcript is spliced from 4 exons. Bases 1 to 1164 code for a protein of 387 amino acids. Lineage: Eukaryota; Viridiplantae; Streptophyta; Magnoliopsida; Fabales; Fabaceae.